AUCAGAGAGGCCUUAUGAUGUUUUGCACAAAAGUGCCUGUGUUCAUAGUUUUACUCAGGGCACCCAAAAUAGCACGCAGUAAGCAGUGUCAUACUGUGAGUUUUCAAAACUAAAAGCAGGAGUGACUUAUACUGGCAGGAAGCUCUAACUCUUAAAGCUUUCCAAGGAUUUGUGAAGUAAAAAAGAACUGCUAACUUCUCCUCAUUGGAUGUUUAAUUUGACUUUAACAAUACUUACUUCUUCAAACCUAGAAGGCCCUGAAUUUAAACGGGGAAAGAUAUUCCUUUGUUGCAUUUCAGAUAAUUUAAUAAGUUUGGAAUAACUCAACUUUGGAACAGUUCAGAGUUCAACCAUUUUCUCAAGAUGAAAAUUGAUUGAAGAGAGGCUUCAGCAUGAAUUGUUCCACUUUGCUAUGUCUCUUGCUGACAGUAGUUCAGCUUUGGCUUUUCUCUCCAAGCACACAGAACCACAGUGCCCAAAACACAAAUCAGUCUUACACAACAGUUCGAAGAGUAAAGCGUGGCUGGAUAUGGGAGCCGCUUUUUGUAACUGAGGAACAGACCUCAAGGAUGCCUGUGUAUGUUGGACAGCUGAAAUCAGAUUUAGACAAACAGGAUGGCAACUUACAAUACAUUUUGACUGGGGAAGGAGCUGGAAGCAUUUUUAUCAUUGAUGAAUAUAAUGGCAAAAUUUAUGUGAUACAAAAGGUGGAUCGAGAAGAGAAACCCUUCUAUAUUCUAAGAGCACAGGCACUUAACAGGAACACUCGUCUUCCUGUUGAACCUGAAUCAGAAUUUAUUAUCAAGGUUCGAGAUAUCAAUGAUCACAAACCACAGUUCUUGGAUGGACCUUAUGUGGCUACUGUUCCAGAGAUGUCACCUGAAGGUACUUCGGUUGCACAGGUAACAGCUACUGAUGGUGAUGAUCCUUCUUAUGGGAAUAGUGCCCGUCUGAUUUACAGUCUCAUUCAGGGUCAGCCUUAUUUCUCUGUGGAGCCAAAGACAGGGGUCAUCAGAAUGGCUUCCCAAAUGGAUAGAGAAACAAAAGAUCAGUAUUUGGUCAUCAUCCAAGCCAAAGAUAUGGUUGGACAAGCUGGGGCAUUUUCAGCAACAGCUACAGUUACCAUCAGUCUCUCUGACAUGAAUGACAAUCCACCUAAAUUUCAAGAGAGACUAUACUAUUUGAAUAUCUCUGAAGAUGCUCCUGUGGGCACUACUGUAGGCAAAAUCAUGGCAGAAGACAGCGACAUAGGGGAGAAUGCAGCCAUGAACUAUUUCAUUGAAGGAGAUAGUUCAGAUGUUUUCGGCAUCAUUACUGACAAUGAGACUCAAGAAGGAAUUAUCUUAUUAAAAAAGAGAGUGGAUUAUGAAAGCAAGAGGAGACACAGUGUUAGCAUUAAAGCUGUAAACAGAUACAUUGAUGACCGUUUUCUGAAAGAAGGACCAUUUGAAGACACAACUACUGUCAAAAUCAGUGUGCAAGAUGCUGAUGAACCUCCAGUGUUCAACUUGGAGAAUUAUGUGAUGGAGAUAGCUGAAGGGGUUGCAAAUGGCUCAUUGGUAGGCGUUGUUUCUGCAAGAGACCCAGACAAUGUUGAAAGCCCAGUCAGGUAUUCUAUUGUCCAAGUCAUGCAUUUAAAGAGAUUGUUCAGCAUCAAUGAACACAAUGGAACAAUCAUUACAACUGAACCUCUGGACCGAGAGAUUGCUUCUUGGCACAACAUAACUGUUACAGCCACAGAAACCAGAAAUCCUGAAAAAAUUUCAGAAGCAAAUGUAUAUAUCCAAGUUCUUGAUGUUAAUGAUCAUGCACCAGAAUUUGCUAAAUUUUAUGAAACAUUUGUUUGUGAAAAUGCAGUUUCUAACCAGCUAAUUCAGAGCAUCAGUGCAGUGGAUAAAGAUGAUUCAGAAGAAAGUCAUCAUUUUUACUUCGCAUUGGCUCAGGAAGGUAAAAACAACUCACGUUUUACCGUCAAAGAUAAUCAAGAUAACACAGCUGGAAUUUUCACAGCAAAAAGUGGUUUCAGUAGACAAGAACAGUUUUAUUUCUAUUUGCCAAUAUUAAUUCUGGAUAAUGGAUCCCCACCACUUACGAGCACAAAUACUCUCACUGUCACUGUCUGUGACUGUGACACUGAAGUGAACACCUUCUACUGUCGAUAUGGAGCUUUCAUGUAUUCCAUGGGUCUCAGUACAGAAGCUUUAGUUGCUGUUUUGGCUUGCAUACUAAUACUCCUGGUUUUUUUUUUGGCAAUUGUAGCCAUAAGACAGCAGAGGAAGAAGUCCCUCUUCUCAGAGAAAGUGGAAGAAUUUAGAGAGAACAUUGUCAGGUAUGAUGAUGAAGGAGGUGGUGAGGAGGAUACCGAAGCUUUUGAUAUUUCAGCACUGAGGACCCGCACAGUCAUGAGAACAUGCAAACCCCGAAAGAACAUUACCACAGAAAUCCACAGCCUCUACAGACAGUCUCUGCAGGUUGGCCCUGACAGUGCCAUCUUCAGGCAAUUUAUUUCAGAAAAGCUUGAAGAAGCCAAUACAGAUCCUAGUGCUCCUCCAUAUGACUCACUUCAGAGAUAUGUGUUUGAGGGGACUGGCUCUUUGGCAGGAUCUCUCAGCUCCUUAGGCUCAGACAUGUCAGAUGUGGAUCAGAAUUAUGACUACCUUUCAGACUGGGGACCUCACUUCAAACAGCUUGCAGGAAUGUAUGUUUCUCAUAGGAGUGCAAGGGAUUAGUUACUAUUUGCUUUUUUUUUGUUUUUGUUUUUGUUUUUGUUUUUGCUCUUUCUUAAAUGCUCAGCAACCAAAACCAACUCUGAUUUUUUU
This is a messenger RNA of Oxyura jamaicensis (ruddy duck), 2819 nucleotides long. RefSeq names its product cadherin 19 (gene CDH19). Gene Ontology annotation, molecular function: calcium ion binding; cadherin binding. The record is from RefSeq and is a predicted model, not a curated record. The transcript is spliced from 13 exons. Bases 393 to 2729 code for a protein of 778 amino acids. Lineage: Eukaryota; Metazoa; Chordata; Aves; Anseriformes; Anatidae. Gene Ontology annotation, cellular component: adherens junction; plasma membrane; catenin complex. Gene Ontology annotation, biological process: cell morphogenesis; calcium-dependent cell-cell adhesion; homophilic cell-cell adhesion.